ACGCGCGCGUUCAACGCGGCGGAAGUGAAGUGCGAGGUAAUUUAGCUGAAAUACAGUUGCUCUCUAAAACGUCAAAUUAUUUUUUCCCGAAUAUUUUAUGAAAGUGCAUUUGAAAUACCACACUUUAGUCUGAUUUCUCUCUUCGACAAUAUUGUCACUGACGUAUUACAAACUGAUCCACACAUCGGUAAAGUUGUUGGCUGCUGUUUAGCCAGCUGAGCUAGCUAGUAACGUUACAGUGCCACAGACAAGAGGGUUAGCUAGCUAGUUGUCAGUAUCUUUGGUAUUGCUGCUUCACUCUCAGUGACUUGGCCAAUUUAGCAAACUUGGUAGCGUUAGGCUGUGUGGGUAUUUUUUUUGUUUUUUUAUCUCCCUAGUAGAGCAAUGAAUUCCUGUUUACAAAACGAAGAAAACGCUCGUGCAGUGGAAAAUGCUAUCAGAAAAGCGGUAAAUACUGUCAUGGAUGUUAUUUACAAUAUGAACAGUACCAAAAUACUGGAAUAUGAAAGGAAGGUGGCAGAGAGGGACAAAGAAAAUGAAACGCUUAAAUGUAAGCUUAAAAAAGCUGAAGAGGAAUUAACAGCAUUUCGAGUAGGCCUAUCUUUUGAAUUUUCUGCACUUUCACCAGGAAGAGAUUUUGGGAAACCGAUGUGCAAUGAGAACGAGGUGGGAAGCGAAACUGAUUGGAGAAUGGAUUUCCCCAGUCUCAAUGCAGGGACUCCUGGGCUUUCAGCAGAGAGAACCAGAGGCCAAUCCCCAUCAGCCACUCCAGUCACCAGCCCAGUGAUAAAAGAGGAGCCUGCUGACACUGGGUCCUUCUACAUCAAAUGGGAGAUGAGUGAGGAGAGCAUUGCGGAACAACAGGAGGGCUUAGGCCCGAUGCACGUCUUGGGGAAAGAGUCUGAUGGAACGUCUUCUGUUGCUGGUAGCCAGAGUCCAGGCGAUAGACGUUCAGAACUGUCUGAGGAGACAUCGACAGAGCGUGUGAAAAGGAGGCUGUCAAGCGCAGAGACACAGCGGCAGUACAGAGAGAGAAUCCGUGCUGACCCUGAGAAGUUGCGAGCCUACAAGGAAAGGGCAAAAUGCAGGGAGGAUGAUGAUUAUGAUGAGGAUUGGAUCAGCAACUUUCAUGUCCCUUGGCAGCAGACGCCUGAAAGCCUCAGGCGAGCCAUUGCAGAGAGACGAAGAGUCGAGGCGGCAGAUAGGCGGCUGAUGGUGAGGAUCACCGUUGAUGCAAUGCGUGUACACUGCCUCAACCCCAACAAGAAAGUAUGUGCAGAAAUUGCCAAAGCUAUAGUUUCAGAAUAUCCAGAGAGCUUUGCAGACCUGUCAAAAGAAGGGGAACUGCUUAGCAGAAGGUACUCCUCCUUGCUCACCCAAUUAAAGACCAGAGUGGAGCAUGUGAACCGGAACACUGAAAAUAGAAUACGCAGACCCAAGACGAGCAAAAAAGGGGAAAAUGGCAACAGACAAGUCAAAACAGCAAGAACAAAAGUGGACAGUUAUGGGUGCAUAAACUGGCACCCACAGGACCUUCCAGAAGGAGAAACUCCUGACUCCCUGGAAAAUAAGAGACAGAUUAUGGCCACCAUUUUCAACAGUGCAAGCCCCAGAGGUGUGGGCAGGGGAGACGUGGAUGAAUUCAUGAGGCUUACGUACAUUAACCAACGCCACAUGAUAAAUGCAUGGCCAGCUCCAAGAAUUGGUGACAUCAAGGAACAAUGGCCUUUUCUUUUUACCAAGGGAUGGCUCUGCGCCCACUUCCACAUGCUCACUGGAGUUGAGAUCGACCGCAGUCUCAGUGACGCUCUCCAGAGCAAAGGAAAGACCAUUAUCAAUUUCUUCCGAAGUCAGAAACCCAACUGGAGGAGAGGCAUCCAAAGUCUCCUCAAUGACAUUGAAGGUGACGUCAGUGGAAACCUCACAGCCUGUGCUGCCAUUCUUCUGGUGCUGUCCCACUUCAGAGAGAAAGAGGACUCUCUCUUCCUCUUGGCUGAUGUGAAUGACACCCAGAUGGAUGUAGAGGCUCAGUUGCAUUUGCCGGCCACUCCAAGACUUAUCAUGCUUGGGAGUUCCCUGCUGGCUUCAUCUAAGUGGAUGGUGUCGAUCGAGGGGAGAGUGGUCUGUGUUUUGGAUAAUCAGUCCAACUUUGCUGCUGCCCUCUCUGUACUCUUCGGAUGUUUCUACGUGUUCAAUACAGAGUACCAGGAGACAGCCUCAGCAACACUGGAGCUUAUUCAGAGGUUUCUAGUAGGGAUCAACCCAAAUGAAGGAACCAAAUGCUCUUCAUACCUUGAUUCAGAAGUCGGGGUGAGCCGCAGGACUGGAAGAGUUGUGCAAAGGAAGACCGAUGCAGUUGCCACCUUCCUCAAAGACCUGACCGAAUUUGAAUGGUGAACCAGUUUCAUAGGAGAUGCAAACACAAGGAUGCACAUACAUGAUGCAUAGCUUCAAAUGUUAUAUUGUUGCUCUUGUUUAAUAUCAAUCAAUCACCACUACAGAUUGCAAUUGAGUUCUAUCAUCUAUCAUGAUAUGCAUCUUGGAAUAAUUGUUAUAUGUUUCUGUUGGCUGGCCCUGACUUUUAUGUUAUAAUGAUGUUCUAAAUGAUUACCAGAAGUGUUUUUUUGUUGACAGAUUUCUUUAAGACGUUUUGUUUACUUACUGUAAACAAAAUCAGUGUGAUAAAUUCAGUUUUUUUCAGAAUGAGUUCCCAUUUCACUACAGUGUUAAAGGGGCAGUGAAGUUAAACUUGAUUGUCCUGCUUUUUGUUAUAUUUCCACACAAUGAGGUUGAAAUAAAACUCAGAAUUUGUAAAAAUGA
Oncorhynchus masou masou (cherry salmon) is the source of this 2820-nucleotide messenger RNA. RefSeq lists its product as uncharacterized. NCBI's taxonomy places the organism in Eukaryota, Metazoa, Chordata, Actinopteri, Salmoniformes, Salmonidae. Bases 385 to 2397 code for a protein of 670 amino acids. The record is from RefSeq and is a predicted model, not a curated record. The transcript is spliced from 7 exons.